Molecule: messenger RNA, 2816 nt
Organism: Sinocyclocheilus rhinocerous
Lineage: Eukaryota; Metazoa; Chordata; Actinopteri; Cypriniformes; Cyprinidae
Product: oocyte zinc finger protein XlCOF6-like
Exons: 3
Coding region: 147-2336 (729 amino acids)
Biological process (GO): regulation of transcription by RNA polymerase II
Cellular component (GO): nucleus
Molecular function (GO): RNA polymerase II cis-regulatory region sequence-specific DNA binding; DNA-binding transcription activator activity, RNA polymerase II-specific
Source: RefSeq, a predicted model, not a curated record
GAUACAAACCCUUCUGUGUAUGUUAUAGCUUUUACAAACGAUGUAAAGUUUAUUACUGAAUGUAACACUGCAGUGAUUCUAACGAGUGUCCAAACAGCCAGAAAACACCAGGUGAAGUGACUGAAAUCUACGAUAUUGUAAGGAGGAUGUUUAUUAAAGAGGAGAGCGAAGACAUAAAGAUUGAAGAAGCAUUUAGAGUGAAACACGAAGCGUCUGAGGAACAAACAGACCCAAUGGCACUGAAAGAGGAGAGGGAAGUACUCGAUGAAAUUGACGUGAAAGAUCAAUAUGAGGAUCUUCUUGAUUUCACAACUGGAGAUAAAUCUUUUUGUUGUUCACAGACUGAAAAGUCCUCCACACGAAAAACAGCUCAAAAGAGAGGGGAAAAAAGUGAUUUUACUUGUUUUAAGUUUGGACAGAGUUUCAAUCAAAAAGUAAAACCUCAAGUCCAUUUGAGAACUGGAAAGAGGCAUUUCACUUGCCAACAGUGUGGAAUAAGAUUCACUCUAAAAGGAAGCUGGAACAGGCACAUGAGAAUUCACACGGGAGAAAAGCCUUACACCUGCCAACGAUGUGGAGAGAGUUUUGCUCUACAUAGAAACCUUAAAUUCCACAUGAGAUUUCACACUGGAGAGAGCCUUUUUACCUGCAAACAGUGUGGAAGAAGUUUCAAAAGAAAAGGAAACCUUCAUUCCCACAUGAGAAUUCACGCUGGAGGGAGCCCUUACACCUGCCAACAGUGUGGAAUAAGUUUCACUCAGAAAGGAAGCAUUAACAGGCACUUGAGAAUUCACACUGGAGAAAAGCCUUACGCAUGCAUUCAGUGUGGAAAGAGUUUUGCUCAACUUGUAAACCUUAAAGUCCACGUAAGAAUUCACACUGGAGAGAGCCCUUACACAUGUCCUCGGUGUGGAAAGAGUUUCGAUAAGAAUGAAAACCUUAAAGUCCACAUGAGAAUUCACACUGGAGAGAAGCCUUAUUCAUGCCUUCAGUGUAGAAAGAGUUUCAAUACUCAUGGAAGCCUAAAAGUCCACAUGAGAGUUCACACCGGAGAGAAGCCUUACUCCUGUCUUCAGUGUGGAAAGAGUUUCAGUAAUCAAGGAAACCUUAAAGUCCACAUGAGAAUUCACACCGGAGAAAAGCCUUACUCAUGCCCUCAGUGUGGAAAGAGUUUCACUCAAAAAGUACGCUUUGAAGCCCACAUAAGAAUUCACACUGGAGAGAAGCCUUUCACCUGCCAACAGUGUGGAAAGAGUUUCAAUCAACAUCGAACCUUGAAAGACCACAUGAGAAUUCACACUGGUGAGAAGCCGUUCACCUGCCAACAGUGUGGAAGAAGUUUCACUCAAAAAGGAACCUUUAACAGGCAUAGGAGAGUUCACACUGGAGAAAAGCCUUACACCUGCCAACACUGUGGAAAGAGUUUCUGUCAACGUCGAACCAUAAAAAACCACAUGAGAAUUCACACUGGAGAGAAGCCUUUCACCUGCCAACAGUGUGGAAAGAGUUUCUUUCAGCGUCGAACCUUAGAAAACCACAUGAGAGUUCACUCCGGAGAAAAGCCUUACACCUGCCAACAUUGUGGAAAGAGUUUCUGUCAACUUCGAACUAUAAAACACCACAUGAGAGUUCACACUGGAGAAAAGCCUUUCACCUGCCAACAGUGUGGAAAGAAUUUCUAUCAACAUCGAUCCUUAAAAGAACACAUGAUAGUACACACCGGAGAAAGGCCUUUCUCUUGCCAACAGUGUGGAAAGAGUUUCUAUCAACAUCGAACCUUAAAAAACCACAUGAGAGUUCACACUGGAGAAAGCCCUUUAACCUGCCAACAGUGUGGAAAAAGUUUCGAUCAACAUCAAAACUUAAAAAAACACAUGAGAGUUCACACUGGAGAGAAGACUUUCACCUGCCAACAGUGUGGAAGAAGUUUCAACAGAAAAGGAAACCUUAAUGUCCACAUGAGAAUUCAUACUGGUGAAAAGCCUUAUACAUGCCCUCAGUGUGGAAAGUGUUUCACUCAAAAAGUGUGCUUUGAAGCCCACAUAAGAAUUCACACUGGAGAGAAGCCUUUCACCUGCCAAAUGUGUGGAGAGAGUUUCAAUCAACAUCGAACUUUAAAAGACCACAUGAGGGUUCAUACCGGAGAAAAGCCGUUCACCUGCCAACAGUGUGGAAAGAGUUUCACUCAAAAAGGAACCUUUAACAGGCAUAAGAGAGUUCACACUGGAGAAAAGCCUUACACCUGCCAACAGUGUGGAAAGAGUUUCAGUCAACGUCGAACUUUAAAAGACCACAUGAGAUUUCACACCGGAGAGAAGCCGUUCAACUGCCAAUAGUAUGGAAAAUGUUUCACCCAAAAAGGAAGUGUUAACAGGUAUGAGAAUUCACACCAGAAGAAAGGCAUAUACCUGUCAACAGUGUUGAGAGUUUUGCGCAACAUGGAAACCUUCAAGUCCACAUGAGAAUUCACACUGAAGAGAGUCUCUUCACUUACCAGUUUCAACUGAAAAGGAAUUAUUAACCCUUUGGGGUCAGAGGAGGUUUUUGGGCCCUGGUGAUGUUUUGACUUGCCCUAACAUUUGUGCUUAUUUCAGUUUUUAAUUGGUGUUUACACUGUAUUCAGUACAAACUGUUACAAUAAUGUGUGUAGCAUGUAUGUAAUUUUUUUUUUUUUUUUUGAGGAAACAUUUAAGUGUGGUUAAUGGAAAAAAAAUAUUUUGUAAGUCACUAAAAUAAGCCCGUAAAUGCAUCCUGAACAUACUUUAGAGAACUUGAUCCUGUAGCCCAGUGUUUCCCAACCGGGGUGCCGUCUGUCG